GGGGGAGAGAGAGCCGAGGCCGAGGCGAAGGAAAUGCACCAAUCAGCGGCUCCCCCGGGCUCACAACUGUCGGCGGCGCCCGGAAAACAAGCGGGUGCGCGGGGGACCCGGGGCCGGGGCCACCUCGCUCCGGCCUAGCCCCGCGGCCCUCAGUGAGGCCCCGGGGUAUGCUCGGGACCCCCCGCGGCUCCAGCACUGACGCCCGGGCCUCAGGUCUCUGCCCCCGCGCGGGGCCCGGGCCGUGUGGCCGGAGGGAGCGGCCGGAUGGAGCGGAGGAUGAAAGGCGGAUACUUGGACCAGCAAGUGCCCUACACCUUCUGCAGCAAAUCGCCCGGAAAUGGGAGCUUGCGCGAAGCGCUGAUGGUCCCGCAGGGGAAGCUCAUGGACCCAGGCUCCCUGCCGCCCCCCGACUCCGAAGAUCUGUUCCAGGAUCUAAGUCACUUCCAGGAGACGUGGCUCUCUGAAGAUGCAGCUGCCGGGGCCCUGUCCCCCUGCACCGUCCCAGCACCACCCCAGCCUCCUCUCCUGCCUCUUCCCACCAGACAGAUAAACUCCACCUUAGUGCCAGGAUGGAGUUGGGAGCAGACCCUGGCACGUUGGCUUGGCAGCCAAAGGUCAACAAACAAAGAAAAGUGGCUGACACUCAAGACCAAACAUGCUCAGGUACCAGACAGCGAUGAGCAGUUUGUUCCUGAUUUCCAUUCGGAAAACUUAGCUUUCCACAGCCCCACCACCAGGAUCAAGAAGGAGCCCCAGAGUCCCCGCACAGACCCGGCCCUGUCCUGCAGCAGGAAGCUGCCCCUCUCCUACCACCAUGGCGAGCAGUGCCUUUAUUCCAGUGCCUAUGACCCCCCUAGACAAAUCGCCAUCAAGUCCCCCGCCCCUGGUGCCCUUGGACAGUCGCCCCUGCAGCCCUUUCCCCGGGCAGAACAGCGGAAUUUCCUGAGAUCCUCUGGCACCUCCCAGCCCCACCCUGGCCAUGGGUACCUCGGGGAGCAUAGCUCCAUCUUCCAGCAGCCCCUGGAUGUCUGCCACUCCUUCACACCCUCUCAGGGAGGGGGCCGGGAACCUCUCCCAGCCCCCUACCAACACCAGCUGUCGGAGCCCUGCCCACCCUACCCCCAGCAGAGCUUCAAGCAGGAAUACCUUGACCCCCUGUAUGAACAGGCCAGCCAGCCCAGCCAGCCGGCAGUGGGCCAGGGUGGAGUCAAUGGGCACAGGUACCCAGGGGCGGGGGUGGUGAUCAAACAGGAGCAGACGGACUUCUCCUAUGACUCAGAUGUCCCUGGGUAUGCGUCAAUGUUCCUUCACACAGAGGGUUUCUCCGGGCCCUCUCCAGGUGAUGGGACCCUGGGCUAUGGCUAUGAGAAACCUCUGAGACCAUUCCCAGAUGAUGUCUGCGUCGUCCCUGAGAAAUUUGAAGGAGACAUCAAGCAGGAAGGGGUGGGAGCCUUCAGAGAGGGUCCACCCUACCAGCGCCGGGGUGCCUUGCAGCUGUGGCAGUUUCUGGUGGCCCUGCUGGAUGACCCAACGAAUGCCCACUUCAUCGCCUGGACCGGCCGAGGGAUGGAGUUCAAACUAAUUGAGCCUGAGGAGGUCGCCAGGCUCUGGGGCAUCCAGAAGAACCGGCCAGCCAUGAAUUACGACAAACUGAGCCGUUCACUCCGAUACUACUACGAGAAAGGCAUCAUGCAGAAGGUGGCUGGAGAGCGUUAUGUGUACAAGUUUGUGUGUGAACCAGAGGCCCUCUUCUCUCUGGCCUUCCCAGACAACCAGCGUCCAGCUAUCAAGGCCGAGUUUGACCGGCCGGUCAGUGAGGAGGACACAGUCCCUUUGUCCCACUUGGACGAGAGCCCCGCCUACCUCCCAGAGCUGGCUGGCCCCGCCCAGCCCUUUGGCCCCAAGGGUGGCUACUCUUACUAGCCCCUGGCAGCUUCUCCCCUGCCGCCAGGGGUGAUGCCCUGUGUACAUAGAGAUGAAUUUGGUGUCGGGGAAACCCCCACUCUGAAACCCACAGAUGUCUUUGGAGCAGAUCCCCUCUGCCCAUCAGUCACUCUGGCCCAGACGCUGAGCUGCUCCCCAGUCCACGGGAAGGGAAAGUGGAGACACUGCGAGUGUGAAGGUGGUGUCUCAGAAACUCCUCCGGGGGCUCCACCUCUGGCCUCUUCCUAGGUCCUGCUUAGAGGCCAAGCCCCACUCCCUCUCCCCCAUCACAGAGAACAAGAGAUUGUUCUCUUCUGGGGAGCGGAAAAGGAGCUUCUCCACUUCAUCCUGGUGGAAAGGGGGGACAUUGAGCUCCUCUGAUCUCCCAUGGUGGGAAGAAAGCAGCCAGAUCCUGCGCUCCACUCCAAGCUGUGGCCCUGGAGGGACCUGCUUGGCAGUUCUUGGUGCUCUGUGUUCCCAGAGGCAGGGGGAGGCUGGAGUGAGGAACCUGGGAUAGGGGAGGGCUUGCUGGGUGUAGGCCGGGAGGGCUGGGCUUUGCUCCCGGGACCCUCUGCCUUUUCCUAGGCCCAGGCCUGGGAUUUCACCUCCACCUCCACUACAUCUGCCAGACCCUAAUAAAGGCCCCUGCUUCU
This is a messenger RNA of Hippopotamus amphibius kiboko, 2576 nucleotides long. It is a transcript of the gene ETV4, whose product is annotated as ETS variant transcription factor 4. Gene Ontology annotation, biological process: cell differentiation; regulation of transcription by RNA polymerase II. The record is from RefSeq and is a predicted model, not a curated record. Gene Ontology annotation, molecular function: DNA-binding transcription factor activity, RNA polymerase II-specific; sequence-specific DNA binding. The coding region runs from base 265 to 1923 and encodes 552 amino acids. The transcript has 15 exons. Gene Ontology annotation, cellular component: nucleus. NCBI's taxonomy places the organism in Eukaryota, Metazoa, Chordata, Mammalia, Artiodactyla, Hippopotamidae.